Messenger RNA from Tilletiopsis washingtonensis, 1344 nucleotides. RefSeq lists its product as hypothetical. The record is from RefSeq and is a predicted model, not a curated record. The coding region runs from base 277 to 1149 and encodes 290 amino acids. The transcript is spliced from 7 exons. Lineage: Eukaryota; Fungi; Basidiomycota; Exobasidiomycetes; Entylomatales. Gene Ontology annotation, cellular component: nucleus. Gene Ontology annotation, biological process: regulation of gene expression.
GCCGACUUGCGUUUCGCCCCAUCCUCCCGCCGCCGUGCUAGUCCUCCGUGUAUUCGCACUUCAUUCGCGAGUAGCAACCGCCCGCACCUGCAGCCCUCCACCUGCACAGACCAGCACCCGCGUCCAACACCUGCCGCGCAGCCCCCCUCCGACUUCGCCGUCGCCGCCGUCCGCACCGCAGCCCAGCAGCGCUCGUCGUCGCCACCGCCAGCACCGCGCUCAGCACUCGUCCGUCCGGACCGCAUCGCUCGCCGUCGCUUCUUCCCGCGCACCAACAUGAACUCCGGCAUGCAGCAGUACGAGUGGCCUCUUGGCCAGCCGGCCCAGCAGCCGGCGCAGCAGUCCGCCCAGCAGUUCAACGUCGGCACCACCGACAGCGGCGAAAUUACGCUCGCGCGUAGCCAGAUGCUCGAGAGCAUCUCGCACCUCUCGUCGUCGCUGCGCAAUGCCGCGGCGCAGUGCGACAACUUCGCCAAGAUCGUCGCGCGCAGCCACCCCGUCGCCGCUGCGUCGGCCUUCCACGGUAUCGGCGCCGACUUCCUCGCGCUUGCCAACGGCACGUCGACGAUUGGCGCUGCCGCGCUGGGCCAGGCGCUGCCGGCCGCCGUGCCCGCCGUGUCGCCGGGCCACCCGGGCCGCAAGUCGAUGAGCAAGGAGGAGAAGUCGGCCAAGAAGAAGGAGCGCAAGCUCAACCGCGACCCCAACGAGCCCAAGCGCCCGCCCAGCGCCUACCUGCUCUUCCAGAACGAGGUGCGCGAGGACAUGCGCGCCCGCCACCCCGACCUCGUCUACGCCGACGUGCUGGGCAAGGUCAGCGAGGCGUGGAAGUCGCUCAGCGACGAGCAGCGCAAGGUCUACCAGGACAAGACGAUCGAGUCGAUGGCGCAGUGGAACGCCAACAAGAAGGCCUACAGCGAGGGCACGUUCAACGGCAUCACCGACUACAGCAACGCCGGCGCCGCGCCCGCCGAGGAGGAGGACGACGACGACGACGCAGGCGCCGCGGCCGCCGUCGCUGCCGCCGUCAGCAUGGGCUUCCCGGACCAGUCGCGCCAGGACGCCGACACGACGCAGCAGGGCGUCGACCCCACGCGCAAGCGCUCCAGCAAGGACAAGGGCGAGAAGAAGGAGAAGAAGCGCAAGGCUUAGCUCCAUUCCUGCUUGUCUGCUCUGAUACCUCUUCUUGUACUCUGUGCCCCGUCACUGUCCUUCGUGGCGCCCUGCCUGCGCUCGCCAAGCUGCUCGUCCGUGUGUACUGCCCCUGGUGCGCGAGCCGCAUCGGCACCCUUGUAGCAUCGUCACCUUCGCGCUCGCCUUUUCUUCCCAAUGCAACCGCUGCCCUUC